Messenger RNA from Colletotrichum godetiae, 792 nucleotides. RefSeq lists its product as uncharacterized. Bases 1 to 792 code for a protein of 263 amino acids. The transcript has 4 exons. Lineage: Eukaryota; Fungi; Ascomycota; Sordariomycetes; Glomerellales; Glomerellaceae. The record is from RefSeq and is a predicted model, not a curated record.
AUGGGCGCCCAGAUGUUUGGGACGGCCGUAUACUCUCUUGAGAUACCGAGCAUCUACUUUGGCAUCACAAUCGGUCUUGCGAUACUUAUUUCUGUGAAAGCAUCCCAGCAAACUGUUCUGAUCUAUAUGAGAACGAACUCAGUCUUCAACCUUUAUGUGUGGAUGAUAUGGGUUCUACUUGUCGCCAACCUGCUUCAAGCGAUCGUCAACUGGUUGUUCAUUCGAGGUGAUUUAGCAGGAACGUUUGGUUUCUUCUUUGGGAGCUGCAUCCUGUGGUCGCUGCAAACGCAGUUAGCACUUCAAAUCAUCGCGAACCGUCUAGGCCUUGUCAUAGUCGACAAGAGAAGGGUAAAAAUUAUGAAGAUCUCCUUGCUUAUUGUAGUCGGCAUCAUCAAUAUCUCGGUUACCUGCAUCUGGAUCCCGGCGCGUCUAACACUAGAGGAACCAUUUGUGCGCAUCAACGAGAUAUGGGAUCGCAUGGAGAAGAUCAUCUAUCUCUUGGUGGAUCUCACUUUGAAUGCAAUUUUCCUCCGCAAAGUCCGACGGGAGUUGAUUGCCGGGGGUCUCACCAAAUAUUGGCUGUUGUUCAACUGCAAUGUCGCUGCCGUCUCAAUCUCCUUAUCCAUGGAUAUUCUUAUUAUCGUCAUGAUGUCGCUUCCGAACCCAUUUCUUUACGCCAUUACUCAUCCGGUUGCAUACAGUGUCAAACUCGUCAUCGAGAUGAUGAUGGCAGAUUUGAUAUCGACCAUCGCCCGACAACCACACCAGCUUCUCAGCCGCUCAGAUGUUUAG